Eruca vesicaria subsp. sativa (arugula) is the source of this 2060-nucleotide messenger RNA. The record is from the annotation of a GenBank genome assembly. Lineage: Eukaryota; Viridiplantae; Streptophyta; Magnoliopsida; Brassicales; Brassicaceae.
UCUUCUCCUCAGAAUUUGAAGUUUUGAAUUUCGUUUCUGUCUUCUUCUCUCUCAUCAAUUCAAUUUCUCACUCACUGCUUGAAUUUCUUCAGCAGAAAUGGGUUGCUGCCUCAGCAAGAAGACUUCUCCAUCAUCUUCUUCCCCGAGUGGGGUAUCCCCAGAUCCCAACAAAUCUGCCAUUGAUAAACCUCUGAGACGAGAGACUGAAGCACAUGAGAAGCUGGAAGUAGAAGAACCAAAACCCAAGAAUGAAGCAGAAAUCCAAGAAAAUGGCAACCCAAGGAAAGAAGUGUUCGUGAUCAAACAUCGAAGGAGCCAUGAGCGAUCCAAGACGACGACAGAUCCGGAUGAUUCAACUGCUUCGGAGGAGAAAUCAACCGGUACGAAUCAGACUCCAGCCGAUGUAGAUGCUAUACUGAUUCAAUGCGGGAGACUAAGCCGUAGCAACUCAGCGGCGGCGAAAACCAGGAGAUAUUCUGGAUCCAAGAGGAGCUUCGAUUUCGACAAGAACGAGCGGAGCAGCCGCGACGGUGACGCGGAUGAAGCUGACGCGGAGGACGGAGAGGAAGAAGAAGCUGAGCGGCGGAUUCAUCGGCAUCGUCAACGUGGCGGAGAUUCGCCUCGGGAACGGAGGAGACGGACUCCGAGCAGAGAGAGGGAGGAUUCCAAGAGCUAUCGAUCGGGGAGUAGGGAGAGAGGAAGUGGUAGCAGACGGGUGAGCAGAUCUCCUGGAAGAAGAUCGGAUACAAACCCUAACCCUAAUUCAUGCGCCGGCAGUGGCAGUUCCGUAAAUUCGAGCAACAAUAGACCUGCCAAGUUCGUAUCGGUUCCCGCAACGGAUAAAGCUUCUUCGUUGGUUAUGGAGAAGAGCAACAAGGAAGAUCCGUCUAUUAAACGGAUUGCUGUCAAGAGAAACGUGGCCUCUCCGAGGUCACAGUCCCCCGCAAGAGCUGCUUCUCCUAGAGCUCAGUCUCCCGCGAGAGCCGCGGUUAACGCAAGUAGCAACGCUCAGCCUUCCCCGUCGAAGCUCAGGAGGAAAACGGAACAUUCUCCCUACAGGAGGAACCCACUGGGAGAGAUUGAUCCCAACUCAUUGGCGUAUCCUCAGCCUCAAGCCAGUUGCAACAAGAAGAUGGUGAACAGAGAGAAUGAAAGUCAAGGAUUGGUUAAAGAAUCUGUGAAUUUCGACGGUCAGAAGAUGAAUGCUAAAGCUGGUACUCAACCUCCAAGCCGUAGAAGCGCAAGCCCGAGCCGUGUCACCAAGGAGGCAGUGGAAGAGUGUAAGAUAGUGGUGUCAGGAACUGAACUCCCUAAGGCUCAAGUUAUGAGCAGGAGCAGAUCAUUGAGGAAGUCACGUGAUUUCGAUUUCAGUCCCGAAGCAUUGCUCUCAAACAACAUCGACAACAAUAACAAUGCACCACCAGCAUCUUACGCAGCUUUGCUUUUAGAAGACAUUCAAAACUUCCAUCAGAAGAGUGUCAAUGUCAAUGCCAUAACCUCAUCUAUGUCCAAAGCCUGCUCCAUCGUUGAAGCAGUUUCAGACCUUAACUCUACUACGAAUAAACACCAAAGAAACGAGCUCAACAAUUUCGCAUCAGCAGCAGUGAAGAAAGCGGAUCUAAUGGAGCCAAGCUUUGAGAAGUACGUGACCGUUAAGAGAGGUGGUUCUUCGUUGGAGGACAUGGAAGAACAAGAGUCUUCCGGAAGCAAUAGUAUCACGGGAAGUAGCUGUGUGGUGCAACGUAAGGGUUACUCAUCGCGGGAGCCCAAUUCAGCUGAAUCGACAGAUCGAAUGAGUGGGAGAUCGAGCAACAAGGAACGUGAUCGGAGUCCAUUUGGUGUGCAAGAGUUUGAUCCGUUAAAGAAGAAUGGUGUUGGAGUUGGAGGCAAAAGAGUGGCAACAACAACUCGUGUUGCUACAGUUUCAGUGUAAUCAUGAAUUUGUUGUUUCUUGAUUUUUAUUGUGUACGUACCUACCGUUCCCUGGUUGCAGAGUAGCAACUCGUGUUUCAUUUCUUUUGCAACCAUUUGGCCAUUUUCAAAUCAAAUUAUUCCUUUUU